Molecule: messenger RNA, 1426 nt
Organism: Capsella rubella
Lineage: Eukaryota; Viridiplantae; Streptophyta; Magnoliopsida; Brassicales; Brassicaceae
Product: methylthioribose-1-phosphate isomerase
Exons: 8
Coding region: 154-1266 (370 amino acids)
Molecular function (GO): S-methyl-5-thioribose-1-phosphate isomerase activity
Source: RefSeq, a predicted model, not a curated record
AUUCUUUCUUAUAACCCACCCCACCACAGUCUUUACCUUUUCCCUUUUAUUUCCGAAACCAAUCAGUGAAACAAUUACUUGUUUGUGUUGUCUCUCUCAUUCAAAGACUGAAGAAACGACAUCGUCUGUUAGGUUUCAUCCACAGUCAAAUCCAUGUCAAGCGAAGGAGACACCACUCUCAAGUCUAUCUGUUACAAGCCUGGCUCUCUCCAAUUACUCGAUCAGAGGAAGCUUCCAUUGGAAACCACUUACUUAGAGAUCCGUGAUACUGCAGACGGAUGGAAAGCAAUACAGGAGAUGGUUGUACGUGGUGCUCCUGCUAUAGCCAUUGCUGCUGCUCUGUCUUUAGCUGUUGAAGUUUUCAACUUUAAUGGUUUUGAUGGCUCAUCUACUGAUGCUGUUGCUUUUCUUGAUAACAAGUUGGAUUAUUUAGUGUCAAGCCGGCCAACAGCAGUUAAUCUUGCAGAUGCUGCAGUGAAACUUAAACAAGUUAUAAAAAACGCCUUGGCUACUACUGCCAUUGAACCUAAGUCUAUUUUCAAGGCAUAUAUUGAAGCUGCUGAGAAUAUGCUCGAAGAUGAUGUUGCUUCAAACAAGGCAAUAGGGAACUUUGGUUCAAGCUUACUGAGGCAGCAAGCCCAAAAUCCUGACAAGCUUUCUGUUCUAACACAUUGCAACACUGGCAGCCUUGCUACUGCCGGAUAUGGUACUGCCCUCGGUGUUAUACGUGCACUCCACACACAAGGAGUUUUAGAAAGAGCAUACUGCACAGAAACUCGUCCAUUCAAUCAAGGGUCGAGGCUUACAGCGUUUGAGUUAGUGCAUGAGAAGAUCCCUGCGACUCUCAUUGCAGACUCAGCUGCAGCUGCACUGAUGAAAGACGGUCGUGUAGAUGGUGUCAUUGUUGGAGCAGACCGUGUGGCUUCAAAUGGUGAUACUGCUAACAAGAUUGGGACAUACAGUCUGGCCCUGUGCGCAAAACAUCACGGGAUCCCAUUUUAUGUUGCUGCACCUCUCACCUCAGUUGAUCUUUCACUUUCAUCAGGGAAAGAAAUAGUGAUAGAAGAAAGAACAGCGAAGGAGUUACUAAACACACAUGGAGGACUUGGUGAACGCAUUGCAGCACCAGGGAUCUCUGUUUGGAACCCGGCUUUUGAUGUGACUCCAGCUGAGCUGAUCGCAGGAAUCAUAACUGAGAAGGGGAUCAUAACAAAGAAUGACAAUGAUGCAUUCGACAUAAGCAGUUUUGCCAAGAAGAUGACAUAAAAGUGAAGUUGUAUAGGCAACUUUUUGGUUUGCAGAAUGUUUCCUUCUUAUAUUAUUGCAACAACGCACAAUACUUGAUUACAAAACAAUCAGCUUUGUAAUGUUUUAAGCUACUGAAUACACACGAAAUAAAGAUUGUCCUGGAUUAAGAAAUAAUGAA